AAAUCGAGGCAUGGCGUUAAAAGUUAUUCUGGUAUUUGAGCCGUCACUACAAAGAGUUUCAGUUGUUCAGACAGGGCGUUUCACACUGAACCGAAGAAAGAGCCAGGAGAUGGUGACUCUGAUCAACCUUGUGCUCAAAACAGGAAACGCGAUGGAAGAAAUCUGCAGCAGACAGGGACCCUGCAUCUCUCCAUUCAUUUCGCGGACGCUGCUCCGUCCUCACAACCACAUGGGACCCUUCCUGGACCCUCGAUCUCCAGGCGCUAUGCUCUCCAGUGGCCGGCCGGCCGGCCGGCCAACCGGGCGAACCGCCGGCCACGGCGUCCCGGAAGAUAACGCAAGCUAGGCGUGAACGCCCUGGAGCUGGAUGAAACGCCUCGGAUGCCAUCUCGUCUGGUCUUGGCCGCAAUCCUGGCGCUCAUGUGCGCCACAUGUACCCUGUCGGCGAGGCCAUGGAC
Panicum hallii is the source of this 458-nucleotide messenger RNA. RefSeq lists its product as uncharacterized. The transcript is spliced from 3 exons. The record is from RefSeq and is a predicted model, not a curated record. NCBI's taxonomy places the organism in Eukaryota, Viridiplantae, Streptophyta, Magnoliopsida, Poales, Poaceae. Bases 11 to 346 code for a protein of 111 amino acids.